Kazachstania africana CBS 2517 is the source of this 1374-nucleotide messenger RNA. It is a transcript of the gene HRR25, whose product is annotated as serine/threonine protein kinase HRR25. Gene Ontology annotation, molecular function: ATP binding; protein serine/threonine kinase activity. Gene Ontology annotation, biological process: endocytosis; peptidyl-serine phosphorylation; signal transduction. The record is from RefSeq and is a predicted model, not a curated record. The transcript has a single exon. Gene Ontology annotation, cellular component: cytoplasm; nucleus. The coding region runs from base 1 to 1374 and encodes 457 amino acids. Lineage: Eukaryota; Fungi; Ascomycota; Saccharomycetes; Saccharomycetales; Saccharomycetaceae.
AUGGAUUUAAGAGUAGGAAGGAAGUUUCGUAUUGGUAAAAAGAUCGGGAGCGGUUCUUUUGGUGAGAUUUAUCAUGGGACGAAUUUAAUUAGUGGUGAAGAAGUGGCCAUAAAAUUAGAGUCAAUCCGUUCAAGACAUCCACAACUAGAAUAUGAGUCAAGAGUGUACAGAUAUCUCAGUGGAGGCGUUGGAUUACCGUUUGUGAGGUGGUUUGGAAGAGAAGGUGAAUACAAUGCCAUGGUUAUUGAUCUGUUGGGACCCUCAUUGGAAGAUCUUUUCAAUUAUUGUCACAGAAAAUUCUCCUUAAAGACAGUGAUCAUGCUAGCAUUACAAAUGAUUUGUAGAAUUCAGUACAUCCAUGGGAGAUCCUUCAUUCACAGAGAUAUCAAACCGGAUAAUUUCCUUAUGGGUACCGGGAAGAGAGGUUCUACGGUACAUAUAAUUGAUUUUGGUUUAUCCAAAAAAUAUCGAGAUUUUAAUACUCACCGUCAUAUUCCAUACAGAGAAAAUAAAUCAUUAACUGGUACUGCAAGAUAUGCAAGUGUCAACACACAUUUGGGGAUCGAACAGUGUAGAAGAGAUGAUUUGGAAUCAUUAGGUUACAUUUUCGUUUAUUUCUGUAAAGGUUCUUUACCAUGGCAAGGUUUAAAAGCCACGACAAAGAAACAAAAAUAUGAUAGAAUCCUAGAGAAAAAAUUGAGUAUUAAUAUGGACACCCUUUGUCAAGGUCUACCCAUUGAAUUCAAAUACUACAUGGAUUAUUGUAAGAAUCUAAAAUUUGACGAAAGGCCAGAUUAUUUACACUUGGCAAGACUAUUCAAAGAUUUGAGCAUCAAGUUAGAAUAUCAUAACGACCAUCUAUUCGACUGGACAAUGUUCCGUUACACAAAGGCAUUGAUUGAAAAACAAAAUCAAAAUUUAAAUCUAUUGAACAAUGAAACCGGUACUGACGAGAAGAACGAGCAAUUCAAUAAGAUCAAGCAAUUGACAAUGAAGAAGUUCUCUUCACAUUUCCAUUACUACAAGCUGGAAUCCAAAAAUAUUCCUUCUCCAGAAGAAAUCAAACAACAAACUAUCGAAAAUAAUAAUAUCAUUCCAACGUUGCCACAAGAGAUUCUCUCCAUCAUAGACAAAAACAUGGACACUCUAAAGCAGUCACAGGAGCAACAGCAACAGGAUGCCCAACCUCAGGAGCCUCUCUUACAACAGCAACAGAAGGACAUAUCUUCUCAAUUCAUUUCACAACAACCACAGCAACAACAACCAUCCACCAUCCUAAAACGCCCAGGCGUCACACACUACCCACCCCAACAGCAACCACAGCAACCUCCACAGCAACAGCAAGAGCCAACCAGCCACCAAAUGUGGUUGUAA